Molecule: messenger RNA, 2297 nt
Organism: Pogonomyrmex barbatus (red harvester ant)
Lineage: Eukaryota; Metazoa; Arthropoda; Insecta; Hymenoptera; Formicidae
Product: ATP-binding cassette sub-family F member 1
Molecular function (GO): ATP hydrolysis activity; ATP binding
Source: RefSeq, a predicted model, not a curated record
GUUUCUCCCUCUCCCCCUGCCUGACGUUGCUGCCGAUGGACGUGCUGCGCACGCGGAAAAAGUGAGGUUAGGUUAGGUUAAGGUGUACAACCAGCUGGCAAGGAUAUAGGCCGUGGUGGAAACCAGGAGAGAUAAGAAGUACAGAAGAGAGGCGGACGAUCGGGAGCGAUGUCGGGCAAAACUAGAGGCAAAAACAAAAGUAACAAUGCGAUCGAGAAUGGAGCAGCCGACGAUGUCGCGGAGAAGAUCACGGAGAAAAUCGCGGACGUGGAAAUCAACGAGGAGACACCUAGUAAGAAGCUCACACACAAGGAAAAGAAGAAGCUGAAAAAACAGCAAGAGUAUGAACGAACGAUGGAGAUUCUGACAAAGGCGGGCGGACAAGGUCACAGCGAAUUGGAAUCCAAUUUUACAGUUUCUCAGAGUCAGACGCAACAACGUGGUAACCAGCAGUUGGACAACGCGGUCGACAUCAAGGUGGAAAAUUUUAGCAUAGCUGCCAAAGGCAAGGAGCUCUUUACUAACGCCAGUUUGCUCAUAGCACAGGGUAGGCGAUAUGGACUCGUGGGACCCAACGGUCAUGGCAAAACUACUUUGCUCCGCCAUAUAGCAAAAAGAGCCUUCAAUAUUCCACCUACGAUUGAUGUUCUAUAUUGUGAACAAGAAGUUAUAGCGGAUGACACUCCAGCUGUGGAAGUAGUGCUUAACGCAGAUGUAAAAUGCAAAGAGCUUCAAAUGGAAUGCAAAAAACUGGAAGAAUUAACAGAACAAGGAGAUACUACUGUGCAAAAUAGAUUACAAGAGGUAUACGAUGAAUUGAAAGCAAUUGGAGCAGAUUCAGCAGAACCGCGAGCUAGACGAAUCCUCGCCGGUUUAGGAUUCAAUCGUGCAAUGCAAAAUCGUGCGACUAAAAAUUUCUCCGGUGGUUGGCGAAUGCGUGUUUCGCUUGCGAGAGCACUCUUCUUGGAACCCACGUUGUUACUAUUGGACGAACCCACUAAUCAUUUAGAUUUGAAUGCAGUAAUUUGGUUGGAUAAUUACUUACAAGGCUGGAAAAAGACUCUGCUGGUUGUAUCACAUGACCAGAGUUUCUUAGACAAUGUGUGUACGGAUGUAAUACAUCUGGAUCAACAAAAAUUGUUUUAUUACAAGGGAAAUUAUAGCAUGUUUAAAAAGAUGUAUGAGCAGAAAAGAAAGGAAAUGAUAAAGGCAUAUGAGAAGCAGGAAAAGCGUCUAAAGGAUCUCAAAGCAGCUGGACAAAGCAAGAAACAAGCGGAAAAGAAACAAAAAGAAGCACUCACAAGAAAACAAGAAAAAAAUCGGACAAAAAUGCAGAAACAAGAAGAAGAUACUGGACCCACUGAACUGUUACAAAAACCGAGAGAAUAUAUAGUUAAAUUCAGUUUUCCAGAUCCUCCGCCUUUGCAACCUCCAAUUCUUGGUCUUCAAAAUGUAACAUUCGGAUACGAAGGACAAAAACCAUUGUUCAUCGAUGCAGACUUCGGUAUAGACUUAAAUUCUCGAGUAGCAAUAUUGGGGCCCAAUGGUGUUGGCAAAUCUACCUUCCUGAAAUUACUAAUGGGUGAUAUAACACCUCAAAAGGGAGAAAUCACAAAAAAUCAUCGAUUGAGGAUAGGAAGGUUUGACCAACAUUCUGGUGAGCAUUUAACUGCCGAGGAGACACCGGCAGAAUAUCUGAUGCGACUAUUUGAUCUUCCAUAUGAAAAAGCACGCAAACAGCUGGGUACUUUUGGCCUUAGCUCUCAUGCGCACACUAUUAAAAUGAAGGAUUUGUCGGGUGGUCAAAAGGCACGUGUUGCCUUGGCUGAGCUUUGUUUAAACGCACCGGAUGUGUUGAUUCUAGAUGAGCCGACCAAUAAUCUUGAUAUAGAGUCUAUUGAUGCAUUGGCUGACGCUAUCAACGAGUAUAAGGGCGGCGUUAUUAUCGUCUCGCACGACGAACGGUUAAUUCGAGACACGGAAUGCUGUCUCUAUGUGAUUGAGAAUCAGCAAAUUAACGCUAUCGACGGCGAUUUCGACGAUUACAGGAAAGAAUUGCUUGAGAGUCUGGGAGAAGUCAUCAACAAUCCCAGUAUAGCUGCGAAUGCUGCCGUUUUACAAUAAUCGUCGAUUAAUUAGCAUAAUUGACAUUUUAGUGGCCUGUAAUAAUAUAAAAGCGAUCGUUUGAUAACGAUUGAAGCCUUCGCAGGAACGCUUGUUCCUAAAAGCGCCGGAUCCGGAAUUUUGUAUUAUAAAUAACAUACAUUCGAGUGUAAAAAAAUAAACCGUUAACAACA